GUGUUUUACGAUCAGACCCCGCACUCUUUCUCAUCCACAUGUCGCUCGGGUGAGAUCGAACAAGUUUUAUAAAGACGGGGCCCAAAUUCAUCCAAUAUUAGCUGUGAUGUUAGCAAUGUUAGCAUCGCGGAUUUCACUUUGGUUUGAACUGAUAAACUGUCUUUGCACAGAUUCAGACGCUAAGUAUGUGGAGCGUUUCCAUAACUCCGUUUCAACUACACUCCAUUCUCUCGCUACCACGCCUACAGUCACUCAGUUUGAGUGAAUCCAGACCAGUUGACAUGGACAAUGGAGAGACACUGACUCGUCAAAUAACCUCUGAGUCAGUAGAUGAGCUAUCUGUGGAUGGUAGGCAUUUGACCAGUCUGUGGAACCUUGGACUUCAUACUUCAUGUCCCAGAGUGAAAACGUUCAGGCUGGAAUGGUCGGACAAUGAAAAUGUCUCAUCAGAUAUCGUCACAAUGGCCUGCUCUCCGUUCCAUCAUCUAACUCAUCUUCACAUCCACAGAAACAUGGUGUAUGCAUCUUCUGUUACACUGAAUGAUCCCGUGUCAUUCUGCAAGGCGGUUAAAACAUCAUGUCCCCUACUCACCAAGCUGUCCAUUACCCACAUUUACAUGUACAACGGGAAGGCAGCUGAGAUUAUCAAACUCAUGAAGACUCAUGCACACCUGACAAACAUAGAGUUAGAGCGGUGUAGUACCGACACGGAUUUGGAUCCACUGAUUUCUGAGGUAAACAAUGAAGGCAAGCUGACUGUCACCACGAUACAUGGCUGGUUUCAAUGGAGGGUCUAGUGGAGGUUCUGAAGAUAACGCUAAAGUACUAUGUGGUUUGGCCGUCAAGCAACAACGCAUCAACGUCAGACGAUGACCCUCAUUAGACCACGUGAUGGCAGCAGACUACUGCGGACUUCAAAAUGAAACUUGUCGAGUGUGGCGGUAACCAGGUUACCCGAAUAACUAAUUAUACUAACUGAAGGAUAUUUCAAGUUAAAGUACAUGGAAUAUCGUAUCACAAACUUAUUACUGCUUAUGCCAUGUCUCGAUACUUUUAAUUAAUAACUUUAUAAUUAUGUUGACGCAUAAUUAUGGAGAAGGUCGAUUUUUUUUUCAGGACAAAUUUUUAAUUCUUUGCAGCCUCUUUGAAAGUACUUUGACCAUGGCAAAGGUUUUGUGCUUUAUACUGCAAGCACAUCAUAUUAUAUCAUAGUAAAGAGAAAAAGAGAUUGGAUUUGAGUCGGCAUAAAUUGAAUCUAUCAUUAUUUAUUUCUAUAUCUUAAACUACAUGCCAUGUAAAUACAAUACUUCAUUACAGUGUUGUUCAUGGAUGUUAGCCUGAGAGUCUGCCGUGCUUCAUGAACAUAAUAACUAGUUUGACGAAAAUACAAUGUUGUAAAGUAUGAUUACAUUGUGCAGAGUAUGUGUACGGCUAAAUGUGACAAGAUAUAAGUUUUUCUACUCAAUGUACUUUUACAAUUCCAUUCGAACCAUAUAACCAUAUGAACCAUACACGUCGUGCUAUUGUUGUUAUUAUUGUUAUCACCCUUAAGUAUUUUGUAAUUUGCAUCCAACUAUAAAUCAUGCACGAUCAUAUGAAAUCUUUGAUUUAAUCUAGUCUAGUUCGUGACAUGCAUGCAACAGUUAUUAAUGUGGUAAAAAAGAGGAAUUAGUCAUCUUGAUCUCGUUGUAAUAUUCUUAUAUCAAAUCGUGAUCAGAUCGUGUAUAUGUACAAUCUAGUUUAUUUGUGAGAUUUGUGAGAGAUAGUGAUUCUUAUCUACAAUGCUUAUUUAUUUUCGAGUAAUAUAUUUCAAACAUCCGAUGCUCCUGUACAUUGUUUUUACCGUUGUACAUCUUUUCAACUUAUACUCCAUUAUAAAUUCUUUCAAUUGAUGUCUCUAUUGUAAUGUUCACUUUCAUUAAUGCCUGUGAUGUAAUGAUUUUGUCAGUUGGUGUGUAAUACACCUGAAUAAGGGACAGUGAAGUGGAGUCUUGCAAUAUACGUUACGUAGUGAGAGGUGUAUUCUCUUUGUUCGAGCUGUAUUGAAAACAUUGCUCUUCUUACAUGCUCUUUGAUUGCCUUGAGAAAUUCUGGAUUCAACUGAAAGCCAGUGAAUUUAUCUUUGAACUAUUUCCCAUGUUCAUGGAUUUGUAGGAAUGCUGUUAUGUGUUAUUGAUAUCCGAAAUGUAUUCAAUAUGUAAAUACAAAAAAGGGAAUCAAUUUGUAUUCAUUCAUUCACGUCUUCCUACACACGUAAAUUUAUUUUGCUUAUAUACCUGAGAGUGUACAUAAUUGCAUGUUAACAAAGUGGAAACAAAGAAUACAUAUGAAUAUAACUUACUGCUGUAGGACUUGCAGGAUAUGAAAUUUGUUGUAAGAAUAACAAAUGUUUGUAACUAUCUCAUAAGUAAUUGUAGAGACAACAAUUCCGUGUAUUUAUCUAAGCAGUAAGACUGUCAUUUGAUUUGAAUAAUUAUUUUAUCAUGUGAUAAGCUACUUAUUUGGUUAUGUCAUAGACCUAAUAGAUCCUUGGCUAUAGGGAUCGUAUAUGCUCGUUGAAGUUGUGAUGUUUUGUUUAUAAAGGUAACACAGGUUGUUGUUAAGGUCAUUUGGAAAAAAAUAUUUG
Messenger RNA from Strongylocentrotus purpuratus (purple sea urchin), 2626 nucleotides. RefSeq lists its product as uncharacterized. The transcript has 4 exons. Bases 186 to 797 code for a protein of 203 amino acids. NCBI's taxonomy places the organism in Eukaryota, Metazoa, Echinodermata, Echinoidea, Camarodonta, Strongylocentrotidae. The record is from RefSeq and is a predicted model, not a curated record.